Molecule: messenger RNA, 2880 nt
Organism: Podarcis lilfordi (Lilford's wall lizard)
Lineage: Eukaryota; Metazoa; Chordata; Lepidosauria; Squamata; Lacertidae
Source: the annotation of a GenBank genome assembly
AUGGAGAGCCCAGUCAGUAGGUACAAUACUGAGCACAGCCCCAGAGGCCAGCAGCCCCUGUCCUCUCCCUUCCAUGGCCAGGAAAGAUGGUGGAAGCUACCCCAGUGGUGGCAGCAGCAGGAGCUACCAACCACUGAGCCACACCCUGCCAUACUCGGCUCCAGUAUCAGCCUCCUCUUCCUUGUCUUGCUGUGCCACCAGCUACUUCCCCCACUCCACCCCAUGCGGUGGGAGCAGAAGGAGCCACCAGCCACUAAAGCUGCACCAGUUCUGCAUUUGCCCUCUUCUGCCACCUGAACAUUGGGGAUCAUUAAAAAUAUUUGGGGGACACAAAGUGCCUUGGACCCUAGGAGUUGGCACUUGUGGCUGCUUUUCUAUGUUAACAAAAGCUGCGCUUGUGUGGACAUGACCAAGCAGCUGAAAAAUAUGACGCCUCAACAGUUGUCUUCAUUUGUUUUCUGUGCUAGGUGUGAAAAAUUCCCUGGUAGCCAAUGACAUGGCUUUUGAGACAGUCAAGGCCCCUUGGAGUCCAGAGAAUAAGAUCCACCGGAUGAAGAUAGUAAGGAAAGUCUUGGACACUGAGAACAAGGCUGCCUUCCGCCUUCACGACAACAUGCCAAGGCACAUAUAUUUUGCUGCCAACAGCACAAACAAGUGGGGCCAUAAGCAAGGCUAUCGGAUCCAGAUGGUCAGCUUCUCUGGAGACCACCUGCCAGAAACAGAUCCAAUGGAGCGAGCCAUCAGUUGGGGAAGGUAAGUGACUAAUUUUUAGAUGCUGAAACCCAAAUGGGAAACCCAGAUCAGAGACACGGGGACGUAGGUAGCUGCCUUAUACUGACCUUGGUUCACCUAUCUCAGUAUUGUCUACUGACUGGCACGUCUUCUGGGUGUCAGACCAUGUUCUCUCCCAACCCUACCUGGAGAUGCUGAGGACUGAAACCGGGGCUUUAUACAUACCAUGGCCCUUCCCCCUGAAAUUGGGGCUCCUUAACUCUAAGGGUGUUGAGAUUUUGAGUGCUUUGGUUUGUGUCCAUCACUCUGUCUCUCUCCUGGCUCCAUCUGAGUCCCUGCAGUUACAAGCUUUGAUGACGUCUGAAACUUUGCCAGGGGGGGGAUGUCCAGUGCCAGGACUCAGUAGAAUAUGUAGUCAUGUGGUCUUGGAAACAAAAUUUAGGCCACUACAUAAGAAGUUGAAAACCAGGACUUUCAAGGUAGCUUUCUCGGAAAUGCUACCUGUCCCAUGUAGACAGGGCAAGCUAGACAGGCACAGCUCAGAUGUCUCAAUAUGUGGUGUCAGGAGGAAGGUAAGGGAUUUGAUAUGCUCUGGGGAAUGUACAAAGGAGAGGAACCAGACUGCUGGUGCGUGAUUGAUACUGAGAGAGAGAGAGAGGAUAGAUAGAUAGAUAGAUAGAUAGAUAGAUAGGUGAUAUAUAGAUAUAAAGUAGCAGAACCACUUUCAUUCUGAUCAUGGGCCGAAAGCCAACAGAAGCUGAGGAGGGUCCAGUUUGGCACAAAUCAUUCCCUAGGGAUGAGGGUGAAAAUGUUAAUGAUUGUCCAAAAUUUACAGGGGAGAACUAGACAUUGAAGGCACAGGAGCACAUGAUAGAAGUUCAAAGCACUGCAGGGCAAAACACACGUGCCAAAGAUAUGUGGAGAGACACGCAGUGUAUAUGUUUUGAUACAGUUAUGCUAGAAGCCUCACAGUCAAACUGGGAUGCUUGAUCUUAGAGUAGCUGGGGAAACCCAGCCAGAUGGGUGGGGUACAAAUAAUACAUUAUAAUUAUUAGAUAAAGUGGGUAUAAUGGGAAUCUGGCAGCUUGGAGAAAGCUGGUGGGACACGGUUAUUAUCUCUGGAUACAACUCAAUAGGAAGGACAGGGAAGAGCAUACUGGAGGUGGUGUUUCUGUUUGUCAAAGAGGAUAUGGAUUCUAACAAGCUAGAAACCCCCAAAGUGGCAAGCAGCUCUAGAGAAGUUAAAUUUGGGAGUCUAUCCACCAUCUUGAGAGAAUGACCAAAGUCAAGCACUACUGCAACUGUGGGGAACCCGUGGGCUUCUAGAUGUUUUUGGACUACAACUCCCAGCCGGCCAUUGACCAUGUUGGCUGGGGUUGAUGGGAGUCGGAGCAGAACACCUGGAGGGCAGCAUACUAACCACCCAUCUUCUGUAGCUUACUGCUGGAUCUCCUUCCUAGGGUAGUUGGGAUUCCACACACUAGUCUCAGCAGUGCUCUGCUUUUCAGGUACAAGCUGGCUGUCACCAAACGGAAAGAGAAGGAACCAUUUAGCACCAGUAUCUAUAACCAGAUGGACCCAUGGACACCUUCAGUGGCCUUUGCUGACUUCCUAAACAAUGAGAGCAUUAUCAAUGAGGUGAGUUGUGAUCCCUAUGGGCACUGACAGAUCUAUCACCCUGAAGCCACACAGUGACUGGAGACUUUGGAUAUAUUUGAAAAUAUACAGGCUGAGCAGAUUUCAUGGGAGUGCAUCAACAGUGGCUCAUUAUAUCUGAAGCUUCUCCUGCACCAUCCUUUUCUCUCACCAGGCCUUUCCCUUAGAUAGCCAUUUAACAUGAUCCGUUGUGUCUCCCUUUGGCAGGACCUGGUUGCCUGGAUCACCGCUGGCUUCCUGCAUAUUCCACAUGCUGAGGACAUUCCCAACACUCCAACGCUUGGGAACGUGAUUGGCUUCUUUUUGAGGCCUUAUAACUAUUUUGACGAUGAUCCUUCUAUGGAUUCUCCAGACAGCGUUUUCUUCAGCAGCCAGCAGGACCCCGCUUCCUGCAACGUCAACUACCUCGCCUGUGUGCCAAAAACAGCUGCGUGCUUGCCCAGCUUCCCGCCUUUCACUUAUGAGGGCUUCCAAAACAUGACGACGCUCUGA